AACAAUCAAUUGGUUACCGGGGUACAUUGAGAUAUUGAUUGCAGAGUUACUCUGCCCAGCAAUGGAAGCUACCCUGAGACGCUGCCAUUUCCUCUCUCUCAAUUCCUUUCUUCCCCAUUUUCUACAAAAAUUUCAAUUUUCAACCACUAAAAUCUCUAUUAUUUGACACCCCAAUCGUGUAUAACACCGUAUUCCACGUACAAAAUGUCAGGAUUUGGUGUUCGGCUCGAAAAUUCUCAUCCGGUUUUACCUGAUAAUCCGAACAACUCAAAUUUCUGUUUCGGUGGAUUGUUCCUGGAUGCUAGUACUGUUCCUUCUUCAAUUGUCAAUACAAUUUCCGGUGAAGUUUGUGGUCACGGUCGUCCCGUGUGCUGGAGGAGAAAGCGUGGUGAUUUUUUGUGUUUGAGCUUGUCAGUUAAGGGGAAAGAUGGAGUGAUUAAUAAUUCAACUGAAUGUGUGGUGGGGAGUGGAGGUAAUGAGAGUAAGGAAGCCGUUGGCGUGGCCGCGGUGAAGGCGGGUAAAAGGGUGAAGGUUAGGUUAAGGGGCCGGGGGGCGGUGAACACCACCAAGCAUUUGUGGGCCGGGGCUGUGGCUGCCAUGGUUUCAAGAACUUGUGUUGCUCCACUUGAGAGGCUGAAGUUGGAAUAUAUAGUUCGUGGUGAGAAGAGGAACCUAUAUGAGCUUGUUAACAGAAUAGCUACGACUCAAGGCUUGAGAGGCUUUUGGAAGGGAAAUUUUGUGAACAUACUUCGUACUGCUCCUUUCAAGGCGAUCAAUUUCUGUGCUUAUGAUACAUACAGAAAGCAGCUACUCAAAUUAUCUGGAGAUGAAGAAACCACAAAUUCUGUGAGAUUUAUUGCUGGUGCUGCUGCUGGUAUUACAGCUACUGUGCUCUGCUUGCCACUGGAUACUAUCCGGACCAGGCUGGUGGCACCUGGUGGAGAAGCAUUGGGUGGUGUCAUUGGAGCUUUUCAACAUGUUGUCCGACAUGAAGGGUUCUUGUCUCUUUACAAGGGAUUAUUGCCAUCCAUUUUAAGUAUGGCACCAUCAGGUGCAGUUUUCUAUGGUGUAUAUGACAUGUUGAAAUCAGCUUACUUGCAUUCACCUGAAGGAAGAAAAAGAAUUCAGAAUCUGAAACAACAGGAUCAGGAAUUGAAUGCUUUGGAGCAACUGGAAUUGGGACCAAUGAGAACUCUAUUGCAUGGUGCUAUUGCCGGUGCUUGUGCAGAAGCUGCUACCUACCCGUUUGAGGUGUUGAGAAGGCAGCUCCAACUGCAAGACGGGGCAUCUAAAUUGAGUGCAUUAGCAACUUGUGUCAAAAUAGUUGAGCGAGGUGGUGUUCCUGCUCUUUAUGCAGGUCUUAUUCCCAGCUUAUUACAGGUAUUACCUUCGGCAUCGAUAAGCUUCUUUGUUUACGAGUUCAUGAAGAUCGUUCUUAAGGUGGAAUGAAUCACACAACCUUCUUAACAAAUAGUCACAGAGGGAAUUCCCAAAAUCUUAUAUGAAGGAUUAUUGAAGAACAAAAGUAGGAACCAAUGUCAUUUUAUAUUACCAUAAUCUCUUGCAGCAAGACGAAGGAAUCAUCAUUACCACUAUCCUUGUCGUUUUCUUGUUCAUUUUGAUGUAUGUUGACAUGUAUAAUAAUACAUUUCCCAAUUCAGGGUCCUUCAACCUCUUACAUGAAAAGCUUAUGUUGUUCA
Molecule: messenger RNA, 1700 nt
Organism: Sesamum indicum (sesame)
Lineage: Eukaryota; Viridiplantae; Streptophyta; Magnoliopsida; Lamiales; Pedaliaceae
Product: putative mitochondrial adenine nucleotide transporter BTL3
Biological process (GO): transmembrane transport
Source: RefSeq, a predicted model, not a curated record